This is a messenger RNA of Parnassius mnemosyne (clouded apollo), 1422 nucleotides long. NCBI's taxonomy places the organism in Eukaryota, Metazoa, Arthropoda, Insecta, Lepidoptera, Papilionidae. The record is from the annotation of a GenBank genome assembly.
AUGGCUGGUGCUCUGACGAGAGUAAUUCAAGGAUCUAAAUCACAUUUGGGCAUCGUAGGCCCAUUAGUGAACAUCAACAAUGGAUCAGUCCGUUACCAGCAAACUAAGACGAAAUUUGGGCCCUUGGCAGACAGCGAUCGAAUCUUUACAAAUCUUUACGGUCGGCAUGAUUGGCGAUUGAAAGGCGCCCUCAAACGUGGAGAUUGGUAUAAGACAAAAGAAAUCCUCUUAAAAGGAACUGAUUGGAUUGUCAAUGAACUCAAAACAUCUGGACUACGUGGUCGCGGUGGCGCCGGCUUUCCUACUGGCAUGAAAUGGUCAUUCAUGAACAAACCCUCAGAUGGUAGACCUAAAUAUCUGGUAGUGAACGCUGACGAGGGAGAGCCAGGCACUUGUAAAGAUCGUGAGAUUAUGCGCCAUGAUCCUCACAAGCUGAUAGAGGGUUGUUUAAUAGCCGGCCGUGCAAUGGGUGCACAGGCUGCAUACAUUUAUAUAAGAGGAGAGUUUUACAAUGAAGCUAGUAAUCUUCAAGUUGCAAUUGCUGAGGCUUAUCAAGCUGGCCUAAUUGGCCGUAACGCAUGUGGCUCGGGUUACGAUUUUGAUGUGUUUGUGCAUCGUGGCGCGGGCGCGUACAUCUGUGGCGAGGAAACCGCGCUCAUUGAGUCCAUUGAAGGCAAACAGGGCAAGCCGCGUCUCAAGCCACCUUUCCCUGCUGAUGUAGGACUCUUUGGAUGCCCCACCACUGUGAACAAUGUUGAGACCAUCGCUGUUUCACCUACAAUUUGCCGUCGUGGCGGCUCCUGGUUCGCGUCUUUCGGCCGCCCACGUAACUCUGGCACAAAGCUUUUCAACAUUUCUGGUCAUGUGAACACACCGUGUACGGUUGAGGAGGAAAUGAGCAUUCCUCUUAAGGAGCUCAUUGAGAGACAUGCUGGUGGAGUCACCGGUGGUUGGGACAAUCUGCUUGCUAUUAUACCUGGCGGGUCAUCCACUCCAUUGAUACCUAAAGACGUGUGUUCGACUGUGAUGAUGGACUUCGAUGCUCUAGUCGCGGCGCAGACGUCGCUGGGCACGGCCGCCAUCAUCGUGAUGGACCGUUCCACCGACAUCGUGAAAGCUAUUGCACGACUCAUAAUGUUCUACAAGCACGAGUCCUGCGGGCAAUGCACCCCAUGUCGAGAGGGAGUCUCCUGGAUGAACAAGAUCAUUUACAGAUUCGUUGAAGGAAAUGCUUCACCUAAAGAAAUUGACAUGCUGUGGGAAAUCUCUAAGCAAAUUGAAGGGCACACGAUCUGCGCGCUGGGCGACGGCGCGGCGUGGCCGGUGCAGGGGCUCAUCCGCCACUUCCGGCCCGAGCUCGAGCGCCGCAUGGCGCAGCACGCCGCCGCGCACGGGCCCAGCCGCGCCGAGCGCCUCUACUGA